Molecule: messenger RNA, 1162 nt
Organism: Lasiosphaeria miniovina
Lineage: Eukaryota; Fungi; Ascomycota; Sordariomycetes; Sordariales; Lasiosphaeriaceae
Exons: 1
Coding region: 98-1162 (354 amino acids)
Molecular function (GO): oxidoreductase activity, acting on the CH-OH group of donors, NAD or NADP as acceptor
Source: RefSeq, a predicted model, not a curated record
CUUCCCACCACAACUGCACGACGCCAGCCAUCAACCGCCUCUUUAGUUGAAGUUUAGGACAUCCUGUCAAUCAAAAACCCCCUUUCAAACCAACGAAAUGGCCAGCCCCUCUGAGCAGGCCAGCCCCUCUGAGCAGACCCUCCUCGUCACCGGCGGCACCAGCUUCGUGGCGGGCCACAUCAUCAAGCAGGCCCUGGACAAGGGGUACCACGUGCGCACGACGGCACGGUCCGAGUCGUCGCUGGCCAAGUUGCGUGCCACCUUCGCCGCGCACGGCGACAAGCUGACCACUGCCGCCGUGGCCGACAUCACCAAGCCCGGGCUGUACGCGGCGGCGUUCGCCAGCCCGACCAAGCCCGUCACGGGCGUGCUGAGCGUGGCGUCCCCCUUCGUGCUGCAGGUCGGCGACAACGUGCGCGACCUACUGCAGCCGGCCAUCGGCGGCGGGCUGGCGGUGCUCGAGGCGACCCGGCGCUUCGGGCCGGCCGUGCGCCGCGUCGUCGAGACGUCGUCCUUCGCGUCCAACCUUGACCUCGCCCACGGCGCGCGCGCGGGGUACACGUACACGGCGGCCGACUGGAACCCCAUGACGUACGAGCAGGCCGUGUCGGCACCGGCGGGCGCCGCCUACUGCGCGUCCAAGGCGCUGGCCGAGAAGGCCAUGUGGGACUGGGUGGCCGCCGAGACACCAUCCUUCUCGCUCGUCGCGCUCAACCCGGCGUGGGUGUUUGGGCCGCACGUCGAUGCAGCUGCCGUCGCCGACCCGGCCAAGCUCAACACGUCCAGCGCCGCGCUGCACGCGCUGCUGGGCGCCGCCGCCGUGCCGCCGUUCGACCUUGGCGCGUUUGUGGACGUGCGCGCCUUGGCUGCUGCGCAGAUUGCGGCGUUCGAGACCGACGCGGCUGCCGGCCGGCGCUUCAUUGUGGCGUCGCAUUUUGACUACCAGAGUGCGGUGGACGCGCUGCGCGCUGCACUUCCCGAGAUCCGCGACCGUGUCCCUGAGGGCACUCCGGGGGAUGUUCCUGUGUCGUAUGCUGUCGAUGGUAGCGAGGUCGAGGCGGUUCUCGGCGUCAAGUACAUCCCGCUCGGCGAGACCAUGAGGGACUCGUUUGCGCAGUUUCUCGAGGCAGAGAAGCAUGCUCCUGUUGAGGCUGCUGCUUGA